Acanthocheilonema viteae is the source of this 393-nucleotide messenger RNA. NCBI's taxonomy places the organism in Eukaryota, Metazoa, Nematoda, Chromadorea, Rhabditida, Onchocercidae. The record is from the annotation of a GenBank genome assembly.
AUGUUGCCGAUACUUAAUUGUCCUGGAGAAACAAUAUCUAUAGCAGUCGAUAUGGCCGCUAUGGAUGCGUUAAUGCGAUGUUGGGGAGUUACAGCAGAUAGGAAGUUCUCAUUUAAUGAGCUUGAUUCUCUCAGUGAUCUCGACUGCUUCAACAAGCCACAUUAUUCUCUGCAAGAAAUUUGUGGUUCUAGCGUCGUCUUGAAAUUUGUUGAUCUGGAGAAGGAACAGGAACCGAUCAACGUAGAAGAAGUGGCUUUGAGGUACAAAAAGGAAAUUGAAGCGGUGGUUGGUGUUCCACUGCGACGACGAUUACGACAUAAGUUUUCGCGUGGUACGUUUGGUAAACGAACCUUUCGUUAUAUCAACAAACCAAAAAUAUAUCAGAUAUGUUGA